AGCAGCUGCGGGUCGAUCGCUGGAAGUCAUUCACAGAAAAGGGAUACUGCACAGGAGAGAUACGCAAAGCGGAGAUUGCGCUUUAUACCUUUCGGUUUAUGUACGAUCCUGUUUUUAUUCAGUGAAAGGACAUCAGAAGGUUACAAAAGGAUUGUUGUGUGUCUACCGUAGCCCUGAAGUCUUAAGAAUGGCCUGCUCGUGAUGCCUGUGUGCAUUCAAGAGGCCCACCUUGGCAGCUAGAGGAGAGGUCGGCCUCCAUCACCAUGACAGUGUUGCCACGGGCCGUGGCUUCCCUGGCUGUGCGUGGCCUUAUCCUCUGUUUCAUCACACUUCCCUUUCCUGUUAUACUAUCCCAGAGGCCCCCUGUCCCCACAGAGCCCGCCCCCAGCCCCGCCCCUCACACAAGGCCGGAGUGUACCCGUCUAGAGCACCCCAUCAUCUCUAUCCAAGCAUUAAAUCCAUUGAUCUCCACUUUCUCCAACCCUGGUGUAAGGGACUACUCCCAGCUCACAUUGGAUCUCACGAGGAAUGAACUUAUAGUGGGAGCGAGAAACUACCUCUUCAGAUUGAAUCUAAGCAACAUUUCUUUAAUUGAGGCAACAGAAUGGGGCCCAGACGAAGACACCAGGAGGUCCUGUCAAAGCAAAGGCAAGACAGAGGUGGAGUGUCAAAACUACAUCCGCGUGUUGCUUGUCAACAAGACCGAGGUGAUCACCUGCGGCACCAAUGCCUUCCAGCCUCUGUGCAUCACCAGAGAGGCAGGGAACAUGAGCAGGGUGUUGGAGAGGGUGAACGGAGUGGCCCGCUGUCCCUAUGACCCUCGUCAUAACUCCACAGCCAUGGUAACCGAAAGCGGAGAACUGUAUGCUGCUACAGUCAUUGAUUUCUCAGGGCGGGACCCUGUCAUCUAUCGCAGCCUUGGAGGGAUGCCUCCCCUGCGGACCGCCCAGUACAACUCCAAAUGGCUUAAUGAACCUCACUUCAUCUCGGCGUACGACGUGGGUCUUUUCACCUUCUUCUUCUUGAGGGAGAAUGCCGUGGAGCAUGACUGCGGCAAAACGGUGUACUCACGGGUGGCUCGGGUUUGCAAGAACGACAUAGGAGGACGUUUCUUGCUGGAGGACACGUGGACCACCUUUACAAAAGCUCGGCUGAACUGCUCACGGUCGGGAGAGAUCCCUUUUUACUACAAUGAGCUGCAGAGCACCUUUUACCUGCCCGAACAGGACCUCAUUUAUGGCAUCUUUACCACCAACGUGAACAGCAUUGCUGCCUCUGCAGUUUGCGCAUUCAACCUCAGUGCGAUCACGCAGGCUUUCAACGGACCCUUCCGCUCCCAGGAGAACCCUCGCUCUACCUGGCUGCCCACCCCAAACCCCAUCCCAAACUUCCAGUGUGGGACCAUUGAUGAAGAAGGGCCCAAUGAUGGACUAACUGAACGCAGUCUGCAAGACGCCCAGCGCCUCUUUCUCAUGAAUGACGUGGUUCAGCCUGUUUCCGUGGACCCACUGGUCUGGCAGGAUGAUGUGCGGUUCUCCAAGUUGGUUGUUGACAUCGUACAGGGGCAGGACACUUUGCACCAUGUCAUGUACAUAGGCACAGAGUACGGAACUAUUCUUAAAGCUCUGGCAACCACAAACAAGACCCUGCAAGGUUGUUACUUGGAGGAGAUGCAACUCUUCCCUCCCGGUGUACGAGAGCCAAUCCUGAGCCUUCAAAUUCUCCAUGGCGACAGGACUCUUUUUGUGGGCCUGAAUGACAGAGUGCUAAAGAUCCCACUGGCAAGAUGUUCCAGCUACAAAACAGAACUGAUGUGUUUGGAAGCCAGGGACCCAUACUGUGGUUGGGACCGCAAGCAGCGACGCUGCACCACUAUAGAAGACAGCUCCAACAUGAGCCAGUGGUUCCAGAACAUCACCGCAUGCCCGCUGAGGAACCAAACCACAGAUGGCGCGUAUGGGCCCUGGGCUCCAUGGCAACCUUGUAGCCACGAUGACGGCGAAGGUACCAGUACGUGCCUUUGCCGAUCGCGGGCAUGCGACAGCCCACCUCCUCGCUGCGGGGGAAAAAUAUGCGAGGGUCCCACGAUUGAGGUGUCCAACUGUUCGAGGAAUGGUGGAUGGACACCCUGGUCGUCGUGGGGUCAGUGCAGCACAAGUUGUGAGAUUGGCUUUGAGGUUCGCCAGCGAUCCUGCAACAAUCCUUCGCCCAGGCACGGUGGCCGUGUGUGUGUGGGACAAAGCAGAGAACAGAGAUUCUGUAAUGAGAAGGUGCCGUGCCCUCAGCCCAUCUUCUGGUCGUCAUGGCUGCCCUGGUCCAAGUGCAGUGCGGAGUGUGGAGGAGGGGUUCACUCGCGCUCCAGGAACUGUGAGAAUGGAAAUAGCUGUCCGGGUUGUGCACUGGAGUACCAAGCUUGUAAUCUGGAAUCUUGCCCGGAGGUGCGACGAAACACCCCGUGGACGCCCUGGGUGCCGGUGAAUAUAACCCAGGGAGGGGCGCGGCAGGAGCAGAGGGUACGGUACAUCUGCAGGGCCCAGCUGGCUGAUCCUCAUGAGCUGCAGCUGGGCAAACGGAAGGUGGAGACGCGCUACUGCCCUAAUGAUGGAACAGUGUCCUGCGAGACAGACACUUUGAUCGAAGAGCUCCUCAGGACGCCCGGUGUGCGACUGACAGGAUCAGGCUGGUCGUCGUGGGAGACGUGGUCAGCGUGCACUCAGGAGUGCGCCAAAGGCUACCGCACUCGAAAACGCACCUGCACCACCACCGAGGGCAAGAGCGCUCCCACCGCCUGCCGGGGCUCUCCGGUGGAAUAUCAGGACUGCAAUCCACAGCCCUGUCCAGUUAACGGCGCCUGGGCAUGCUGGUCAUCGUGGUCGCAGUGUUCGGUGCCCUGUGGAGGCGGGCACUACCAACGAACACGCACAUGCACGAGCCCCACCCCUGCCAAUGGAGGGGACAUCUGCAUCGGUCUGCAUACAGAGGAGGCACUUUGCAGCACGCACACCUGCGAUGGUGGAUGGAUGGCCUGGUCCAUGUGGUCCGAAUGCGACGACCAGGGACUGCAGCUGCGCAGUCGGGUAUGUGGGGCUCAAUCCACACAAUGUGUGGGAAACAGCACCCAGCACAGAGACUGCAAUGAGAUCCCAGCGAUUCUCCCAGCAUCUAGUUAUGACAAGGACCAGCGGUGUGGAGGGUUUACUCUGCUUCACCUGAUAGCUACUGGCGUGUCGUGCUUCCUGGGCGCGGGUCUGCUGUCCUUCCUGGUGUACGUGUACUGUCAGCGGUUCCACAAGCCCUCGCAGGAGUCUGCCGUCAUCCACCCCACCACUCCCAACCACCUCAACUACAAGGGCAACACCACACCAAAGAACGAGAAAUACACACCCAUGGAGUUCAAGACGCUAAACAAGAACAACUUGCUGCCAGAUGAAAGGACCAACUACUUCCCCUCACCGCUUCAGCAGACAAACGUGUACACCACCACGUACUACCCCGCAGCGCUGGGCAAAUAUGAUUACCGUCCAGACUCUUCCCCCUCUCCCUGCAGAACCUAUAACCACAGCUGAGACACAUGUUCCAUCUCUGCUUUAUCACCAUGGUGACUGCUCCAGUCCACACGUCUCCUAAACCCACCCUUUUCCCCACCCUCUCUGCACCUGAUGAGAAAAAAUACAGGUGCUGUUUUCCUCCAUUCCGAGUGGUUUUGGUCACUUAAGUCAUGCCUUACGGUGAGGGAAAACGGACCAGUUAUUCAAACGGCACUUUUAAACGGACGAACAAGAUCGUGUAGCUACACUGACGUUGAUGAACGGAUGUCUUGAUUGAUCUUUGCAGAACUCCAGUUACUGGAAGGUGGGCAGGCAAAAUCGUGCUGGCUCCAGCAAUGUUCAUUACAGGAAUGUGGUCUGGCACAGCCGUGGUAGGCUUUUUCUUGAAAGUACAAAGGCUGAAUACGGGGAGACCACAGGACGGAGAGAAAUCAAUACGGACAGUAUUAAAGAAGCUUUGGAUGGAAGUUGCAGAAUUGUGUCACCUUUGGAUGCAUAUGUAAGGGCCACUGACUCCUAACAGCGGAGGGACGCAGCUUUACAUCCCACGAGAAACAGAUGCAGGUGGAUUAGCAUAAAUAAAACCCUCUCCGUUUGGAUGUGAGCAACCCAGCUCAAGAGGAACAGCUGUGGGGAUGCUGUCGGCGUCCGUAUACAAUGACUAGUGUGAACGGACUACCAGAUCACAAAUAAUGAUAUUCAGCACGUAACAGAAGCAUAAGGUUAAGAAAAGAAUGCUGUCGUUCGGAAACGCCUUUUUACCUGCGAAUGCAUGGAAAUGGAGGAAUAUUGCACCCGACAUGGAUUAUGCUUAGAUCUAAAGCAGACAAGUUCUAUGUUACUUUAUGUCUUUGUAGUCAUAUUAAAUAUGACUGGCUUCAAACCGAGGCGGACUAUAUUUUAUUACAAGACAAGACGUAGGAAAUACCGAUAGCUCGGCACUUGUUUUUUUUACGGUUAUUUUAAAUAGGAAAUUAUUCAGCAGUGGAGAAAAGCUGUAGAAAAGUGGAGAAAAGCUAGGUGCACGAUAGAGUUUAUUUAAGAUGCGCGGUGAGAUAAUAUGAACAUUUUUUUCCUGAUUUCAGAUAUUAUUUUCACUGUUUCCAGAUGGUGUACUGUAUUCGCAACCAUCAGCACAUUUAUCAGAGAAAUGAGGAAAGUCUUACAGCGUUAUAUGAAGCAUCAUAUUCAUACAGAGUCAUACGACAGAACAGAUCAAUGUAUCCUUGUCAUCUUAAACAAUAUUUUAAGUUUAAAUAUGAUUUUAUGGCUUGUAUGUAGCACUAUGUGCUGAACUCAUGAAACUCGGUUUGGUCAUGAUGUGUGACGACAUCGCGUUCACAUUCCAGAUGCUAAUAUUUCAUAAACACUUGUCAAUAAAAGCGAUUCAGGAAUGGUGACUCUGUUCGGGAUGUAGUAUUUAUGGUAUGCUUGUUUUCUAAAGGGCAUUGAAAAACUAAACUAAGCUUUUUUUAUCAUGUUUCAUGAAUGCUAAGCCAGCCAUGCUUUUAGUUAAGCAUGACUACCUGGGUUGUACAUACUGUUAGUGAUGCCCCGCUGCGAAAAAGUAACGUCACGCAAACGUUAGUAUAACGUACAUGGAUAUUGUAAAGCUAACACUGUUUUUAAAAGCCUUAUAGUUGUAAAAUAAUACAGGCAGCAGCUGUGUAAAUAUAUAAACCGUAGGGAUUGUGUAGGGAUGGAGCUUGGGAGUCAAUCUGGUGAGAUGUUUCCACAAUUUGACUGCAAUAGAGAGAACUGUCUUGUAGACCAAAUUUGAUUUUUAACAUUUAAGAUUGUUUGUUAGAAUCCUUACAAAACUGUUUGUUGAAAAUAAAAGAAUUGAAUUGUGCAUAAUUCAUAUUGAUUGUACAAAAUUGGUUGAUUGACAAAGAAGACACUUUGUUCACAUUGUAAAAUAUAAUAUGAAUUAAGGCGCAGUGCCUGUUCUGAUUACGCCAUUUUAAAUAUAUCAGCAUUCCAAAAGAAAUCAUUUUUUUAAUCUUAAAGAUUCAGGCUUUCUGAAGUUACCAAGCUCCUUUACAUUGCCACAGAGGAGUUAAAAGUUUGAGACCACUAGUUAUGCGUGUAUUUGGUUUUCUUUCUGAUUUAAAACAUUUUCAAUUGAAAUAAUACAACAUUUACCAUUUAAAUCAUGAGCAUGGCAAUAAGUGAAAAGAACGCCAGCCGUUUGAUUUAAUGACAGCAUGCACUCAGGCUGGCAUGGACCCCACAAGUUUUCAAAAGCUUAUGAUCCAUGUUUUCCCAGCUUGAUUUGAGCAUGUUCCAAAAAGCAUCUUAUUUGCAAUAGAAGCAAAGAAAUCUGAUCUUUUGUACAAAGGAAUUCACUUAUAAAUGUUAUUAUAAUGACCUACGAGUAGUGUAGAAUUAUUAACAAUUCUCAUUCAAUUUGUCGUAACUUUUCCUCAUGUCAAACUUUAUAUUUUACGAAUUAAAAAAGUUUAAAUAUUAUUUCCUGUUUUAAAUUUAAAUGUGGUCUCAAGACUUUUGUUUCCCAAUGUACAGAAUAGGCAAGGCUCUAAAGUAAACCCCCACAUUCUGCCCCAUGUGCCUCCACUGAUCAAACAGGUUCAAGUGUGGCUGCUUUGUUGAGUUUUGAAAGGAAUGUCUCUGCUAUUGCAUAAAAAACAGGCAUGAAAAUCCAGACGCCGCAACGAGGUGCUCCAUCCCUGCGAGGCUUGGUGCCCUUCUAUGCAACUGACCUGGUGUUUAGAUAUGCGAUGUAGACUGUAAUCACUGCCUUUUAGACACUGUGAAUUUUUGGUACUCUAUAUUUUUGUACAUUGUACAUUGUAAAAGAUAAUAAACCUUGAUGCCAACCCGCUCUAACUUGAGCCGAUUCGU
Triplophysa rosa is the source of this 6413-nucleotide messenger RNA. It is a transcript of the gene sema5ba, whose product is annotated as sema domain, seven thrombospondin repeats (type 1 and type 1-like), transmembrane domain (TM) and short cytoplasmic domain, (semaphorin) 5Ba. Lineage: Eukaryota; Metazoa; Chordata; Actinopteri; Cypriniformes; Nemacheilidae. Gene Ontology annotation, molecular function: semaphorin receptor binding; chemorepellent activity. The record is from RefSeq and is a predicted model, not a curated record. The transcript has 23 exons. Bases 264 to 3566 code for a protein of 1100 amino acids. Gene Ontology annotation, biological process: neural crest cell migration; semaphorin-plexin signaling pathway; negative regulation of axon extension involved in axon guidance.